GGGCGGUCGCCUUAUACGGAUUUAAUCGGAGGCGAUCGUACUGGAGUUGAGGCCUUGAAUCGGAUCGCUAGCGAUCGCUAGCGAGGUUCUCCGACGAGGCGUUGUGAUCCAAGGUGUAAGAAAUGCUACUUACGACACGGACUGCCGUGCCCGUAGCACGUUUUUAUUGCGUAUCUAGAAAUCGUCUAUACGGCCAGUAAGAGAUGUGCCUCGGCUGGAAUUUUAGCGACACUUUGCCUCUGUAAUUACUGUCAACCUUGACAAUUGAAGGUGCAAGUCAAAGUAGGGAAAUCGAUAUUUUUUUAUAAAUCUAUACAAUGUGUGACGAUUGCAGCGUACAAGUCGCUGUGCGAAUAAGGCCUCAGGUGGCCCGAGAGGUCAUCGAUGUGUGCAGAAUUUGCACAGAAGUACCGCCUGGAGAACCUCAAGUUUUUCUUGGGCCGGAUAAGGCUUUUACAUACGACUAUGUCUUCGAUACUCAUGUUGACCAACAGACGAUUUAUGAUAAAUGCGUUGCACACCUUGUUGAAGGAGCCUUAAAUGGGUUUAAUGCAACCGUUUUUGCUUACGGCCAAACGGGAUCUGGGAAGACGUAUACUAUGGGCACAGGAUUUGACGUUGAAAUAGAGGAAGAUAUUGUUGGUAUCAUCCCUAGAGCGAUUCACCAACUUUUUGAUAAGAUCGCUGAGAAAGUUGAACAAGCCCAAGAACGAGGACAGAUGCUUCCAGAUUUCAAAGUAACUGCACAGUUCUUAGAAUUGUACAAUGAAGAUGUCAAAGAUCUAUUAGAACCUGGUGGGCCAAGAGGAGGUGCUCGAAUACACGAAGAUUCCUUAGGAAUGAUUCACGUAACCGGUGUUUCAUCGAAAGUUAUAACCAGUCCCGAAGUAGCUCUAGAAUACCUGCGAUUGGGUGCUCUUUCACGUACAACUGGUUCUACGCAAAUGAAUACACAAUCCUCCAGGUCACACGCGAUAUUCACCGUGAACUUAAAGCAACAGAGGUGCGUCAAAAUUGAAGAUCCAGAUGCAGACAUCGACACUAGUCGAACAGACCCUGCUACCGAGUUUGAAACGCUCACUGCGAAAUUCCACUUUGUUGAUUUGGCUGGUUCGGAAAGACUGAAAAGAACUGGUGCUACUGGAGAAAGGGCUAAAGAGGGUAUCUCAAUAAACUGUGGCUUGCUAGCUUUAGGAAAUGUCAUUUCUGCGCUUGGAGAUAAGUCGAAGAAAGCCCUGCAUAUACCUUAUCGAGAUUCCAAAUUAACAAGGCUUCUUCAGGAUUCCCUUGGUGGAAACAGUCAAACCGUGAUGAUAGCAUGUGUGUCACCAAGUGAUCGGGACUUCAUGGAGACACUGAGCACAUUGAAGUAUGCUAAUCGUGCUAGGAACAUAAAGAACAAAGUUACCAUCAAUCAGGAUAAGAGUUCAAGAACGAUUGCCUCUCUGCGUAGAGAGAUACAACAACUUCAAAUAGAAUUAAUGGAAUAUAGACAAGGAAAGAGACUGAUUGACGAUAACGGCAUAAAUGAUGCCUGGCACGAAAAUCAAAUGUUAAAUAGCGAAUUACAAAAUCUUCGCACUCGUGUGAAAGCUCUGUCAGAAACAGUUGAAGCACUUACGGCGAAAAAUGUACUUUUGUUGGCUGAGAAGGCAACUGGACAAUGGUUAUCGUCUUCUCAAGGCGACGGUGAGGGGGUGACCAAAUUGGUUCAGGACUACGUGCAAGAAGUCGAAGAACUACGAGCUCGGUUACUGGAAGCAGAAGCGAUGUAUCAGCAACUGAAAAGAAGACAAAUUCAGAUGAACGCAAAUAAUUCUUACGCGGAUUCAUCGAGCAUUCUGCACAGCGACUCCUCUUCCAUUCUGAUCGAGGCAAAAAGGGAUCUCGAGAAAGAGAUAGAAACUCUGGCAAAUUUGAAGAAGCAACGAGCUCAGCAUGAUGUGGAAACUGCCGAGAAAGAGGAGUAUAACGAAGCUAAUGAAACUGGAAGUGGACAGGAAUCAAGCAGCGAAGAGGAUUCCGCGGAUGACGCUGCCAGGAAAGGGGAAGAUGAAGAAGAGGCUGCGAUGGGAAGACAGCUGGAGACACUGACGUCGGAUAUAGACGUGAAACAACGUUUAAUUAACGAACUGGAGCUCUCUCAAAGACGUCUUCGAAGCAUGAAACAGCACUAUGAAGACAAACUAGCCCAACUCCAAGCUCGUAUUCGAGACACCCAGGAGGAGAGGGACAAGGUCUUGUCCUCGCUUCAGCAACAUCCUGUCCCGCCUACGGAGAAGGCGAAGAGGUUGCGCGACGAAUACGAGAAAAAGCUCUCCGCGAUGCAGAAAGAGGUGCAGAUGCUUCAGUCAGCCAAGAAGGAACACACGAGACUCCUGAGGAGCCAGUCUCAAAACGAGAACAGACUGCAAGCUCUCCGUAACGACUUGGCGGAGAUGAAGAGGGCGAAGGUUAAGCUUCUGAACAAAAUGAGAGAGGAAGCACAGCGGCACAAGGAAAACGAGCUUAUGCGCAACCGGGAAAUCGCGAAGCUGCGAAAAGAGAGCCGGAAGAAUGCCAACACGAUCAGGUCGCUGGAAGCUGAGAAAAAGAUGAAGGAGGUCGUGCUUAGAAGGAAGCAGGAAGAGGUCACUGCUCUGAGGAAACGAGAUCGAGGAUUCGGUAGAAAAGUCUUCGGUAGGACGCCCGCUGAGACUCUUGGACCGAAGGUUCUCAAGCAACGAUGGCAGACAUUCGAGAGAACGGUAACCAAGCUAGCGUUAGCCAAGCAGGCUGCUACAGAGACCGAGAGAGAAAUGGAGAGGCUUUUGAGAGAAAGGGAGCAUUUGGGAAGGGAGCUGGAUCGGUUGCUUCGGAACAGAAGUACACUGAUAGCUUCCGGGACCGAAGUUAGUGCUGCUGAACUUGACGAAGAAAUAGACAAUGUUCGGAGCAAAGUCAGUUACUUACAGGAAAGCAUUGCAGAAUGUCAAAGAGAUGUGAUGCAAAUCGGGGACGGCGACGAAGAAGGUGAAAGCCAAGAGGAACCGGGGAUAGAAAGUCUUGUAGCCACAAUCAGAACGGUCGAAGAAGCACGGUACUUGCUUAAGAAAAUGUUAAAUCUUGCUGUUGAACAAGCUUGCACUGCCGUUGAGAAGCAAAUCGUCAUUAGGGACAUGGAGUCGCAAUUAAACGAAGUGGUGCAAGAAAGCGAGGUGCAACAUCAGCUACUGAAACACGUCCUGCGAGACAGGGAUCUUUUGUCCUUAUCGGGCGAGUAUCGCAACGAGUCCACGUUCUACAGUCCCACCAGUACGCGCAGCUGUUCCCCGGACAACAGUGACGCUUGCAGCAGUAUCGUGACCAGCGAUGAUAAACCUAAAAAUGACAAAAUAAGACGACGCAUGGCUCAACCACAGGAACUCUUGUUCGGCAUUGUCCCGGAUGUGGAGAACGUUAACGAUCAACCUAAAAGUUACAAUCAUUCGUUUAUGAGGCUAUCCAGCACGUCUGGUAAUCUAAAGUAAGUAUUGUACAUUUUCGGGGAAUAAUAUUAUUUUGCCGAGUAAUGUACCGAACAAAGAUUCUUGCCGUAUUCUCUGGAAAAAGGAAAAAGUAUGGAAGAAGUAUGUUUUUGAAUUUAAUGUUAAUAUGACAUAAAAAGUGCGAGUUUUACGCAAUAAUAAUCAUGUGCGUCAAAAGUGCAAUUUUUUUCAAUUUUCUUUUUUUUUUUAAAGAGAAAUGAAUUGAAACCUGCAACAGGGUUCUCGGGCUUCCUAUUGUAGUACAAAGAUUGGGGUUUAGAGGUUCUUUUUGAAAACUUGAAAUAUUAAUUUUAAAUAAUUCUACUAAUAACAAGGUGCCUUUAAAGAAUAUUGCAACGGGAAUAUAAUUCCUUGCGUUAUGGGAAUUUAAGCGAAUAAGCGUUCGUUACCUGUUGAAAUAUCAUUUACAACGUGUACUUAAUUUAGCUUGCAAUUAAUUUAAUUUAAAAGGGGGUUAAUACUGUUUGAAUAGUAGUAACAAAAUGGAGAAAAGUGGGGGACAGUGCCUUCAUGUCAUAGAAAUGGUUACGAUCUGUGCAAUCUGUUAUCGAUCAAACAGCGGACAUAGUGUACAGUAGUCUAGGAAUGUAACUGUUAUAAAAUAUAUUUAUUACAUUUUCUAUUCAAGAUA
Messenger RNA from Orussus abietinus, 4158 nucleotides. It is a transcript of the gene Klp31E, whose product is annotated as kinesin-like protein KIF21A. The coding region runs from base 318 to 3509 and encodes 1063 amino acids. Gene Ontology annotation, biological process: mitotic spindle organization; microtubule-based movement. The record is from RefSeq and is a predicted model, not a curated record. The transcript is spliced from 9 exons. NCBI's taxonomy places the organism in Eukaryota, Metazoa, Arthropoda, Insecta, Hymenoptera, Orussidae. Gene Ontology annotation, molecular function: microtubule binding; microtubule motor activity; ATP binding.